AUGUUUAGCGGGUUGCACACUAGUAAGUAUGCGUGCCAGGUAGUGGUGCAGAUUCGUACUGCUACGAAGAGAGCUGCUGGUUCGAGGACGUCUAUGAAGGACAGUGCUGGUCGGCGUCUGGGUCCCAAGAAGUACGAAGGGCAGGAUGUGAAGCCCGGUGAGAUUAUAAUGCGUCAGCGUGGUACCAAGUUUUACCCCGGUGAGAAUGUGAAGAUCGGCAGAGACCACACUAUAUAUGCGGUGGAGCCAGGUGUGGUUAGAUACUACCUGGAUCCGUUUCAUCCCUACCGGAAGUUCAUCGGUGUGGCGUUGUCUAGGGAUAUGAAGCUGCCUAAACCGCAUUUUGAGCCAAAUGUGAGGAGGUUUGGGCGGAUCGAGCUGGAUAACCCGAAGGCCAUCGCCAAGGAAGAGAAUGCUCUUUCGAGAAAGGAAUACCUGUCGAGAGAUACUCUCUUGAAGGAUCUCACAGAAAGGGAAGCCAAGAGACAUGAAAUGAUGGACAAUUACUGGAACUUCAUUAGCAGCGAGCUGAAAUUGAACAUAAUACCAGAGAGAAAAGAGAUGGCCUCCAAUUAUCUGUUGAGAUAUAGGACCGGAUUGAAGAAUGGGUUUGACCUGCAGGAGGCCCAGUUUAAUGCCAAGUACUACUUGCAACAGAUGCUGAAGUUGAAAGCCAAGAGGAAAGAAUGGAAUGAAGAGAAAUUGAGUGAGCAAUUGCACAAUUUGGAUGAAACCACAGCACUACUAAACAAGUCUGUUUCUUUCAGCAAUAAGUGGGUCAUAAUCCCAUACAUAUCUGAAGAAGAAAAGCUCACAAGAAAGGAUGAGUUGAUCAAGAAGCUGACGGAGCUAGGCACUGCAAUCAAAUCGAAGUCGGACAAAAAGGCUGUUCUGGAGUUAUUUAAGGAUGCCUCCCACUUUUUGACUCAAGCUCAAGAAGUUCGUUUACGUCGUCAAUUCAUGAAGCCCGUGCAACCAGAGAUUAUGAAUGUUAACGUUGCUGAGAAAGCCGACAAGAAGACUACUGUCAUUAGAAGAUUUAAUUACGAAAAGAGUAAGAUUGAUAUUAUUCCAAGAACCAAAACAGCUUUCUUUAAGAGACUAUGA
Molecule: messenger RNA, 1107 nt
Organism: Nakaseomyces glabratus
Lineage: Eukaryota; Fungi; Ascomycota; Saccharomycetes; Saccharomycetales; Saccharomycetaceae
Gene: MRP7
Product: mitochondrial 54S ribosomal protein bL27m
Biological process (GO): translation
Cellular component (GO): ribosome; mitochondrial large ribosomal subunit
Molecular function (GO): structural constituent of ribosome
Source: RefSeq, a predicted model, not a curated record